UAAUGGCGGUUGUGUAUUCAUUGAUUGGAGGAGCAAAGCAAUAGCAGAAAGAGAGAGAUAGAAAAGAAACCAAGCCGCAUAGGAAGAAAGUGGUAAAAGUAGUAGUACUGGUAAGCGACAGGGAACUCUCUCACUCUCUCUGCCCAUUCUCUUCCAUUAGUCACCACUCGCCACUGCUAUUUCCAUCCAUUGCUGGAAACAAAAGGAGCCACCUCCCUUAGUAUCUACGUCUCUGAAAUCCUCAACCAUAGAUAUAAGACAUAUAUUCUUCGACAAACAAAAUCUAUAAAUACCCAAUACUGCUUUGGAAAACAGUUGGACUGUACGAAGCAGAGAGAUAGAGAGCUUUGAGAGAAGAAAACCCAAUGCAUAAUAGUACUAUAUGAUUCUUUUAACUUGUACCCUUUGCAUCAGUUUUUUGGUCUGUGACUGAGAACAAAGAUCUGGGCUUUUCUUUGUUAAAAAAGGAAACUUAUUGGGGGGAGGCUGCGAAAAAUCGUCAUCAUUCAAGCUGAGAUCUGUUGGGUAUUUCUGCUUGCUGGCGUUAGUGGUUACAAGCUUCGAGGAACCCAAAGAAAAAGCUGGUGUUUUGUUUGCACUUUAAGGAUCAAAAGUCUUUUUAGGAGGUGAAAUGUGGGGCUAAGGUGUUGGAGCAUAAAAAAGAGAAGAUUAUGUUGAUGUUUUAGCAUGAAGGUUUUGGUUCAGGAGAACAACACUUGGGGUUUUUGGGUGAAGAAGAAGAUAGGAGGCGGAUGAGGCUUAAAGCGAUUGUCUUUUGUAGUAACACCGGUUUUGGUUGAAAAAAAAAGACAAGAAGUCUCGGGGCUUUGUGUUUUUAUGUUGUUUCUAAAGUCUGUUCUUUGAUGGGUAAAUUGAGAGCUUUUGGCUCAAUUGGAGCUGGUUACUCUUAAGACACGGUGUUUUUUGUCGAGACAAAAGAGUAAAAAGAAAGGUCUUUGAGUGUGGGUGUCCCUGUUUGGAGGAUUUUGGUGCUUAAUUGGUGUGGUGGUUAAAGGAAGGGUUGUUGGGGUGGGGAUCUUUAUCUUUGAGAGUAUAAACUUGGGAUUUGAAGGUUUUGCUAAUUUUUCUUAGAAAAAAAAUGAGACUUUCUUCAGCUGGUUUCAAUCCACAAACUCAGGAAGGAGAGAAGAGAGUUCUGAACUCUGAACUUUGGCAUGCAUGUGCGGGUCCUCUUGUUUCUCUACCUCCCGUCGGAAGUAGGGUUGUCUAUUUUCCACAGGGUCAUAGCGAACAGGUAGCUGCAUCAACCAACAAGGAAGUGGAUGCCCAGAUACCUAACUACCCAAGCUUACCUCCACAACUUAUUUGUCAGCUUCAUAAUGUCACCAUGCAUGCAGAUAUUGAGACAGAUGAAGUAUAUGCACAAAUGACCUUGCAGCCACUGAGUCCGCAAGAACAAAAGGAGACUUACCUACCAGCAGAAUUGGGCAGUCCCAAUAAACAGCCGACAAAUUAUUUCUGUAAAACAUUAACAGCCAGUGACACAAGCACUCAUGGCGGGUUCUCUGUUCCUCGCCGAGCAGCUGAAAAAGUGUUUCCUCCACUGGACUUCUCCCAGCAGCCUCCAGCUCAAGAGUUAACUGCAAGGGACUUGCAUGAUAAUGAAUGGAAAUUUAGGCAUAUAUUUCGGGGCCAGCCCAAAAGGCACCUCUUGACAACAGGGUGGAGUGUAUUUGUAAGUGCUAAAAGACUAGUUGCGGGUGAUUCAGUGCUUUUUAUCUGGAAUGAAAAAAAUCAAUUACUUCUUGGUAUACGACGAGCUAAUCGACCUCAAACUGUAAUGCCUUCAUCAGUUUUAUCAAGUGAUAGCAUGCAUUUAGGGCUUCUUGCUGCUGCUGCUCAUGCAGCUGCAACAAAUAGUCGCUUCACUAUAUUUUAUAACCCAAGGGCUAGUCCAUCAGAAUUUGUCAUACCAAUGGCUAAAUAUAUCAAAGCUGUCUAUCAUACUCGAGUUUCUGUUGGUAUGCGCUUUAGAAUGCUUUUUGAAACAGAAGAAUCAAGUGUUCGUCGAUACAUGGGCACGAUAACUGGCAUAAGUGACUUAGAUCCUGUUCGCUGGCCAAAUUCAUAUUGGCGAUCAGUCAAGGUUGGCUGGGAUGAAUCAACAGCUGGAGAAAGGCAGCCAAGAGUUUCCUUAUGGGAGAUUGAACCAUUGACAACAUUCCCAAUGUAUACAUCUCCCUUUUCUUUAAGGCUUAAGCGACCAUGGCCACCAGGAUUACCUUCUUUCAAUGGCAUCAAGGAUGAUGAUUUAGGCAUGAGUUCUCCACUUAUGUGGCUACGAGGGGAUGCAGAUCGAGGAAUGCAUUCUCUGAAUUUUCAGGGGAUUGGAGUUACACCAUGGAUGCAGCCAAGGCUAGAUGCUUCCAUGCUGGGUUUGCAGCCUGACGUGUACCAAGCCAUGGCUGCUGCUGCACUGCAAGAGAUGAGAGCUGUGGAGCCUUCCAAACCAGCAACUGCUUCCCUUCUGCAAUUCCAGCAACCCCAAAAUUUCCCCAGCAGGCCUGCUGCUUUAAUUCAGCCCCAGACGUUGCAGCAGUCUCAGCCUCGGGGUUUUCUUCAGGGUGUUGAAGACAACCAGCAUCAGGCUCAGUUGAAGGCUCAGGUUCAAACUCAGCCACAUGUUCUUCAGCAACAAUUGCAUCACGAGAACUUGUUUAAUAACCAACAGCAACAUCAACAGCAGCUGCAGCAUCCACUGUCACAGCAACACCAGCAACUGGUCGAUCAUCAGCAGAUUUCUAGUGCAGUUUCUGCCAUGUCACAAUAUGCUUCAGCCUCUCAAUCAAAGUCAUCACCUUUGCAAGCCAUACCUUCACUUUGCCAACAACACAGUUUUUCUGAUUCAAAUGGGAACCCUGUGACCAGCCCUAUUGUCUCUCCUUUACAUAGUCUUUUGGGUUCUUUCCCCCAAGAUGAAUCGUCCAAUCUGCUCAAUAGAUCCAACCCUGUAAUUACUUCUGUCGGAUGGCCAUCUAAGCGGGCUGCUGUUGAUGUUCUCUCAUCUGGAUCUCCACAGUGCAUUCUGCCACAGGUGGAACAGUUGGGUACACCCCGGACAAACAUGUCUCAAAAUUCUAUUUCGCUUCCACCCUUUCCUGGCAGGGAGUGCUCAAUAGACCAAGAUGGGGGUUCUGAUCCACAAAGCCAUCUCUUGUUUGGUGUUAAUAUAGAGCCUUCAUCACUUCUAAUGCAAAAUGGGAUGUCAAGCCUUAGGGGAGUUGGCAGCGAUAGUGAUUCCACUACUAUACCCUUCUCUUCUAAUUAUACGAGUACUGCAGGCACUGAUUUUUCAGUUAAUCCAGUAAUGACACCUUCCAGCUGCAUUGAUGAAUCGGGAUUCUUGCAGUCUCCGGAAAAUGUGUGCCAAGGAAACCCACAAACCUAUGUUAAGGUUUAUAAAUCAGGGUCCUUUGGGAGGUCAUUGGAUAUCUCCAAAUUCAGCAGCUACAAUGAGCUGCGUGGCGAACUCGCACGAAUGUUUGGCCUUGAAGGCCAGUUAGAGGACCCUCCGAGAUCAGGCUGGCAGCUUGUAUUCGUUGACCGGGAGAAUGAUAUUCUUCUUCUUGGCGAUGACCCCUGGCCGGAGUUUGUGAACAGUGUGUGGUGUAUCAAGAUACUAUCACCGCCGGAAGUGCAGCAAAUGGGUAAACGAGGCCUAGAGCUUCUAAGCUCUGUCCCAGUUCAGAGGCUCUCCAAUGGCAGUUGUGAUGACUAUGUGAGCAGGCAGGACUCGAGAAAUUUAAGCUCUGGUAUUGCAACCGUGGGGUCUUUGGAUUACUGAAGAAUUUGACCACUUAAGAUACUGUUUCUCUGCUGUAAUAUUAUCCUCUCUUGGAACCCUUUUAUGGUAGGUGGAAAGAGCUACCUGACUCGAGCUUGAAGUUUCUAUAUAUAUAUAUAUAUAUAUAUAUAUAUAUAUAAGCUAAAUACUGUAAUUAUAAGAGAUAUUUGUCGCAUAUGUCAAUGAAAUAUGUACAAUCCAUAUUUAUUAGGAUAUCAAUAUUUGUGAAGCUAGUUGGCUUAUCCCCUCAUUCUUUGAGUAGUCAAUUUAUUAUGAGGUGAAGGAUAUAGAACAUACGACAAUGAGCAUGAUGUUAAACUAUCUUUUUGAAGUUUCCCAAGUUUAGAAAAUUCCUUUCUGGUAUGGAAUUGGAUGGCUAAUAAAUCCAAGAGCCGUGUGAUAAAAGAACCAACCAUUUCUCGAUUCCAUUAGUGUGAAAAUGACCCCUUUUCUUGAUUUGUUCCAAAAUUUGAAAAGUAAACAUCGACCCUACUGUCACCAUUAUCAACAGCUCAUCAAACCUAGCUGGGUUGUCGAUAAUCCAACCUGAAGAGGAGCUGAAGGGAAAAGUAAGGCUGUUCCUUCAAACAUAUCCAGGAAAAAAGUCACCGUCGGGGUUGUUUGAAGGCGCAUGAGUGAUGGCACUUAGACUGGAAAUGUUAGAUGAUUCCGUUGCAGUUUAUCCAGACGACACGGUGAUUAUGUCGUAACAAUCUUUGCGAUGGUAUUCUAAAGCAAAUUGAAAAGGUUCUGAAGAUCAGCAAGACAACAAAAAUCAAUCUCUCUAGGUCUAAAACAUCGUAUCUAGUACAUAUUUUUAUGCCUUCAAAGACUUGUUAGGGGCGCAGAUCAAAAUGUCUGCUGCAAUUCUGUGACUAGCUUUAGAGGUGAAAUUUGAUGGCAUGGGAACCCUACAAAUCGCUGGAAAAACGUUGAAGUUACCAAUUCUUUUAUCUCACCUGGAUUUAAAAAAAAAAAAACUAUAAUCUUCUUGUACUUUAAUUGAAAAAACAUAUAGGAAUCACAUGCAGCAUAUGAAACGGAAGGCUUCCAAUAAUUCGUAGCCUAACUGAUGGGCCAGGUUGAUGGCGGUGGGCCUGACAUGUGAGGCAUGUGUCCUCGCUCUUCUAUCCUCAUCUCCACAAGCCAUUUUCAUUGCAAUGUGGUAGAAAUUCCCACAUUCCCAUUUCAAUGAAUUUAAAGGAAGGGUGGGGAGAGAAAAAGAGAAGAUAUUAGUUGAGGUCUCCAUUUUGGGUUUGUGGGACUGGGGUGGCCGCAGUUUGAAGGUUGAAAUGAAGGGUUAGCUUUUUGUUGCUGUGAUUGCAUGUUGUGGGGCAUUUGACAAUAGAGGGAUGGAAUGGUGACAAAAGGGUAGGGCAGGCAUCUCACUAGGUUCAAAUAUUUCUGAAAACUUCAUCCAUCAAAAACAGAAGAUAGGGUACCUAUUAACAAUAAUAGUACCAACUCAAAAUUAAAGGGGUUGAGUUGGCAAACCAACAACCUCCCCCUCAAAGCUCUUUAUGUUUUGGUGGGGUUGAGAAGGAUGUCCUUUUUCCUUUUAACUUGCACUGCAUCAAAGCUUUUGCAUGACAGUUAACACCAUGUUCUGCCAAGCAUGUAUCAUGGCCAAAAAGAAAACGUUCAAAAUCGUUUAAUCCGUGGGAAUUGUAUGUGUGUUGGCACUUGGCAGCUGCACUCAUGUUUGGUUGGCAAGCAAGUACUGGAAGAAUUUACUUUUAGCUGUAAGAGAUUUGCCGAUGGUGAGAGGGACUCGUUUUUCAAAGAUUUUGUCAGAGCUUUUCUGUGCUCCCGAUAUCAUUCAGAUUUAAGCCAAUGUCCUUAGGAGUGCAAACCCUUGGAGAGUAAUGAACAUACAGUACAGCAAGUUUAGUUUCAUUAAAAGUAUGUUCAUACAAUAUUUGAACUCAAACAAACUACUCUUUUGAUGUUCUUUUUCACUUCUUUUUUCUACUUUGUACAUUAUCAAUUGUCUGAAUCCAUCAACUCCUUUGCACAAAUAUCAUUUCGUUUCUUUUCACCCUUGAUUGCUUUCAGCAACAUUCAUAAAAAGAAAUUAAUGCAUGGGUAAAAUCACAAAACAAAGGUCAUCUAGAGGAGAAGAGGUUCAGGAUUACUUGUGGGAAACUUGAUGUAGAAAGCCUAUUGUUCCUAAAAGAAUAUGCUUGGUUUACAUAAACUAAGUCCAUGGCCCAAUUUUCAAGCCAUAUAGAACCCUCCAGGAGCUCAAAAUAUUUAUAUAGAGAUCCUGUCAAGUAUAGGAAAAUUGUUUAGAGAAUUUGGUUGACAUGGGUCUAAUCUUUUUCGGAGGUUGAGGAUUGGCUGAAGCCUAAGUCUUCAAGGCUACAGGCCGAUAUAAACCAUGUCCGGACUCUUAAGCACCAAUAUUAUGCAUUCAUGUUAAUAAACCUGUUUGCAGUGUUCCCACUUCCCAGCGGUUUGCCCCAUUGGGCUGGCUUAAACACAACUGCCUUCAAAAAAGGCCAGCAGCCCAGUCCCGAAUGAGCUUUAAAACCGUUGGCAAGGGAAUUUUU
Durio zibethinus is the source of this 6357-nucleotide messenger RNA. RefSeq names its product auxin response factor 6-like. Gene Ontology annotation, biological process: response to hormone; regulation of DNA-templated transcription. The record is from RefSeq and is a predicted model, not a curated record. NCBI's taxonomy places the organism in Eukaryota, Viridiplantae, Streptophyta, Magnoliopsida, Malvales, Malvaceae. Gene Ontology annotation, molecular function: DNA binding. Gene Ontology annotation, cellular component: nucleus.